Molecule: messenger RNA, 228 nt
Organism: Linum tenue
Lineage: Eukaryota; Viridiplantae; Streptophyta; Magnoliopsida; Malpighiales; Linaceae
Source: the annotation of a GenBank genome assembly
CUGGACGAGGUGCAGAAGAACCUGCAGCUGAGCGAGUGGGGCAUGGAGCCAUCGAGGAUGACGUUGCAUCGGUUCGGGAGCACGUCGAGCAGCUCCCUGUGGUACGAGCUGGUGUACAGCGAGGCCAAAGUAGGGUGGCGAUCGGGGACCGUGUGUGGCAGAUUGCAUUCGGAUCCGGGUUCAAGUGUAACAGCGCGGUGUGGAAGGCGUUCAGGCCGAUCGCGGUGA